This is a messenger RNA of Melozone crissalis (California towhee), 1474 nucleotides long. RefSeq names its product cyclin dependent kinase like 1 (gene CDKL1). Gene Ontology annotation, molecular function: cyclin-dependent protein serine/threonine kinase activity; ATP binding. NCBI's taxonomy places the organism in Eukaryota, Metazoa, Chordata, Aves, Passeriformes, Passerellidae. The record is from RefSeq and is a predicted model, not a curated record. Gene Ontology annotation, biological process: protein phosphorylation. Gene Ontology annotation, cellular component: nucleus. The transcript is spliced from 9 exons. Bases 4 to 1062 code for a protein of 352 amino acids.
GCCAUGGAGCGCUACGAGAAGCUGGGCAAGGUCGGCGAGGGCUCCUACGGCGUCGUGUUCAAGUGCCGCAACAAGGACACGGGGCAAAUUGUGGCCAUCAAGAAGUUCCUGGAGUCGGAGGAGGACCCGGUAAUCCGGAAGAUCGCCCUGAGGGAGAUCCGCAUGCUCAAGCGACUCAAACACCCGAACCUGGUGAGGCUGCUCGAGGUGUUCCGGAGGAAGCGGCGGCUGCACCUGGUGCUGGAGUACUGCGAGCACACCGUGCUGCAGGAGCUGGACCGGCACCCCCGCGGGGUGCCAGAGUACCUGGUGAAGAGCAUAACCUGGCAGACCCUGCAGGCUGUGAACUUCUGCCACAAACACAAUUGCAUCCACCGGGAUGUGAAGCCAGAGAACAUCCUGAUAACGAAGCACUCCGUCAUCAAACUCUGUGACUUCGGAUUUGCUCGAAUACUGACAGGUCCCAGCGAUUCCUACACGGACUACGUGGCCACGCGCUGGUACCGCAGCCCGGAGCUGCUGGUGGGGGACACCCAGUACGGGCCCCCCGUGGACGUGUGGGCCGUGGGCUGCGUGUUCGCCGAGCUGCUCGCGGGGCUGCCCCUGUGGCCCGGCCAGUCGGACGUGGAUCAGCUGUACCUGAUCCGCAGAACCCUGGGGGAUCUCAUUCCCAGGCACCAGCAAGUGUUCAGCACCAACCAGUUCUUCAGUGGGGUAAGAAUUCCAGACCCAGAGAUCAUGGAACCAUUGGAAGUGAAAUUCCCCAAUAUUUCAUACUCUGCACUGGCUCUCAUGAAGGGCUGCCUUCGGAUGGACCCCGCGGAGAGGCAGAGCUGUGAGCAGCUGCUGCAGCACCCCUACUUUGACAGCCUGAGGGAGGCAGCAGAGCUGGGCAGGGAGCACCAGAGGGGCUCGCAGAAAGCAGCCAGGCUGCCUCGGAGGCACCUGCCGGGGUUACAGUACCUGCCUCAGCUGACCUGCAGCAAAGUUCUCCCAGCUUUGGACAGCAAGAAGAACUGCUGCAAGACAAGGAAAUCAAAGUACCACUUCCCAAACAUCUGACCAGGUGGCACAGCAAAACUCAGUUGAUCGAAGUCAUCCGGGAUUUAUAAAUGGAGGAUGCACAGUGGAAAACUAAAUUACAAAAAUUCUGGCAUGUACAGAGUGAUCUGUCUGUACUCUGGGUCACUGGUGGAGAGGAAGUGAUGCAGGAACAACUCCAAGCUCCUCUUAGUGCUCUGUGUACAAGGCAAAUGCAUUCUGCUUUCAUUCCUGAUUGCCUCCUGGUGCAGGAUUACCCAGCCCAGUGCUCACAGAAUGAAAUUUAAAUCUCUGUCCCUGCAUUUCAGACUUGGCAGGAGAGCUCCACCUUGCCAAAUCCACCAGUCCCUCCUGCUUUGGGCUGGGCCCGGGUCCCUGCUGUGUGAGGAGCUGUGCCUGUGCUGCUGAAGGGCUGCAGCUGUGUGCGUGCAGC